UUUUCUUCUCUCGGUGAAGCCCAAGCUAGCAAAGGUAGAAAUGAAGUUUGAAAAGCUCAUAAAUAAGCUCUGUUUGUUCUAAAACUUGGGAAACUUUCGUCUUUCUACCUUACAGCUACCUGCAUGGUAAAGAAAGCUUCACUAAAGCAAGAAAAAGCAAGGUGUGUGUGUGUGUGGGGUUUCUUACCCCACGGUGCCACCGUGCAGCCACCCUCGGGUGCACAGUGAGAAGAAGCACUCCAUGACGGCGUGGCGGAGAUCGGCGGCUGACGCCAAGCGGGCCUGCUGAGAGGCGCACGCCCGCUCGGCCUCCCUGAAACCCAGAAAGCUGGAGGAAUUGCUGAGCUCCACCACGAACACUCGGCCUCCAGAGAAAAAGAGAAGGAAAAAACAUUUUAUUUAUUUAUUGCACUUUUUAAUAGACAAAAUUAUCUGUGACAUGUACAAAAAAAACCCACAACAAUUCUUUCAGAUGAGAGAUUCAUGGUAAAUAGUGAAAAUAGUUUAGCAUUUACCUUUAUUAACAUAUUUUUUGUAUAGAUUAUGAAAUAUAACAAUUAAAUAAAACAAAUGAAACCUUUUAAAAACGGACAAUUCCCAAAUGUCUCACAUCUCAAAUAUUUUUAAAAUUUUUUACAUUAAAAAUACAUCUAUUUUAUUACAAUCGAAUUACAAUUAAUUUCAAAAAUAAUAAAUAAUACAUUAAUAUUUAUUUUUAAUUAUUUAAUAAUCUCUAUAAUAAUAUUGUUUACCAUUUAAAAAAUAUUAUUUUCCCAAAUUCUCACAUUCCAAUUUUUUUUCAAUAAAGUGAUUAUAAAAAUAAAUAAUACAUUGAUUAAAUACAAUUACUUACUUUUUAAAAACAUUACAUUCCCAAAUGUGUCACGUCCCAAAUAUAAAAAAAUGCCUUUUUUUCUAAAAUACACUUAAUUCUUGUAUUAAACCUACACUAAACUAAUAUGUGUCCAAAUGCGCCUCUCAUAUUUAACCACAAAUUAUCAUCCAAAAUGAAGUGAAUUAUUGUUAAUUUGUUCAUUAGAUGCCAUUUACUGCAUUUCCCCGGUAAUUAGCACCUCAUUUACACGUCAUUAAGGAUGUGCCAAACACACACAGGGGUGACUGCACUGGUCUUUAUAGAAAUAUAAAGAAAUACAUAUAUGCAAAAGAUCAAAGAUGUUUGUCUUUGAUAGCACAGUCACCAAAAAGAUGUUAGAUUGCAUGUCAUUCUUCACUUAAAAGCUACUGAAGAUGAUUUCUGCCAUAAUUUAUCACAUUUUCUUGCUGUACUCACCGUCCGCAUGUACAACAGAAGCCAAGAAAAGGCAAGAAAAGCAUCCAAAGAGGCCCAGCAUCCUUUCACCCUCAAUAAACGUCACCUUUGUCCCAAGUUCCGAAAAGAAAGCGUCCAAAGAGUGAGAGCCGUAUCCUGGAAGUCAAUCUCUCAGGCUUCAGAAGGACGAGACGUUCCUCCAGAGGCUGCAGAGGUGUCACGGUCCGGAUGUCGCCUGAUUUGACACCGCUGGACUCUUUCCUGUGGGGCCAGAAGCGACCUGGGGGCACCACUACAAGAUCUCCACGAUAUUGAACAACGAAUCAGAGAUAAGUCCUGCGAUGAGACGGCGAGCUGGGGAGCCGCCGGCCUACGAAAAGAGCUACGUGCACAGCCUUCCCGGAGCACCCACAGCGCCCUCGCACAGCGCCCGGGCGACGGGAGCCUCGCUUGCGGCUGGCAGGAGGAGAAGGAAACGAGGCGGAGGAGGACCCUGGCUCGGCUCGACUCGGCACUGCUCGGCUCCCGCACCACAGCCACCACCACCGCCUAAACCGGAGCGAAAAUAAAACGGCGACAGAGACAGCUGCGCCGAGCGGCUCGGCCGGGGUCGACGCGGCUCGCGAGCAGGGACGCCGCAGACAUGAACGGCAUCACCAAGGGCCGCUUCGAGGUGUUCUCAAACAGCGAUGAAGCCCCCAUUAACAAGAAGCUCCCCAAAGAGCUGCUUCUUAGGAUAUUCUCCUAUCUGGAUGUGGUUACACUCUGUAGGUGUGCCCAGGUAUCCAAGGCAUGGAACGUUCUGGCCCUGGACGGCAGCAACUGGCAGAAGAUCGACCUUUUCAACUUCCAAACGGACAUCGAGGGCCGCGUGGUGGAGAACAUUUCCAAGCGUUGCGGAGGCUUCCUGAGGCAGCUGAGCCUCAGAGGCUGCCUCAGCGUGGGGGACGCCUCCAUGAAGACAUUUGCGCAGAACUGUCGAAACAUCGAAGUGCUGAACCUGAACGGCUGCACCAAGAUCACGGACAGCACCUGCCUCAGCCUCAGCAAGUUCUGCUCCAAGCUCAAGCACCUCGAUCUCACCUCCUGCGUUUCCAUCAGCAACCAUUCCCUCAAGGCUCUCAGUGACGGCUGCAGAAUGCUGGAGAUGUUGAAUCUGUCCUGGUGUGACCAGAUCACACGCGACGGCAUAGACGCUCUGGCUCGAGGCUGCGCAGGUUUACGAGCGCUGUUCCUCCGAGGCUGCACGCAGCUGGACGACGGCGCCUUGAAGCACCUUCAGAAGCACUGCCAAGAGCUCACCACCAUAAAUAUGCAGUCUUGCGUGCAAAUAACGGACGACGGCCUGGUGAGUCUGUGCCGGGGAUGCCACAAGCUGCAGAUCCUGUGUGUGUCUGGCUGCAGCAACAUCACCGACGCCUCCCUCACUGCACUGGGACUCAACUGUCCCCGACUCAAGAUCCUUGAAGCGGCCCGCUGCUCCCAUGUGACAGACGCUGGGUUCACCGUGCUGGCCAGGAACUGCCACGAGCUUGAAAAAAUGGACUUAGAAGAAUGUAUUUUGGUGACGGACAACACCCUGGUUCAACUGUCCAUCCAUUGCCCUCGCCUGCAAGCAUUGGUAAGCAUCACCUCCAACAUGGCUUCUUUUCCCGCCUCCUUCUGCCCUCACCGCGUGUCGUCGUCGCCGUCCUCCUCCUCCUCGCAGUCCCUGUCUCACUGUGAGCUGAUCACGGAUGACGGCAUCCGGGCGCUGAGCGGCAGCGCCUGCGGCCAGGAGCGCCUCACGGUGGUGGAGCUGGACAACUGCCCCCUCAUCACCGACGUGACCCUGGAGCACCUGAAGAGCUGCCACCGGCUGGAGCGCAUCGAGCUCUACGACUGCCAGCAGGUCACCCGGGCCGGCAUCAAGCGGAUCCGGGCCCAUCUUCCAGAGAUCAAGGUCCAUGCCUACUUUGCCCCGGUCACGCCCCCUCCCUCUGUGCACGGAGGCGGGCAGCGUCUGUGCCGCUGCUGCAUCAUCCUCUGACAGUGGAGGGCCAGGGGGGGCCACCUCUGCCUGCAGGUGCUGCUGCUCUGAGACCGGGACGGUGGCGGCAGCAAGUGGGGGAGGACCCGAUCGGGGGGGGAGGAGGAGGAGGAGGGGCUGGACCCACUCGACCGCUCCUGGUCACAUAACCAUAACGACACGGACGCAUCGCCGCCGGUCCCCCUGUCGGCUCCACCCGGCCCCCCCUCUUCCUCAUCCGCCAGGACAUCAGCAUGGAGGGACGACGAGGACGCUUCAUCAUCAUCUGCUCUUUUCCGUUUGGACAAAAGCCGCCGUUCCACUCCUCGCAGUCCGACUGCAGCGUGCCGUUUCCCGAGUCGAGGAAGGAGACUUGAUCCUGUGGGCCUGACAUCACGUGACCAUCCUGUCAUUCAUCCCGCUUCCAGCUACGGACACGCACGUGGACCAGACCGGCGUGGGGGAAUCUGGAGCCCAUCGAGAUCAGCAAGAAAACAGGAAGUAGAUCAACAGACCAUGUGACAUAGUUGUACAUCUCAGAUGUUUGUACAGUUUUUGCAAUGAGGACAAAAAAGACACUUCAUGGAGGUAGGCCAACAAAAAAAAUGUUUUAUGACUUUUUUUUUUCCUUUCUUGUUGUACAGGUGGUCCUCGGGUUAGCAACCACUGCCGCUGCUACCUAGCAUGUGACGUACGCGUCCAGUUCACGUUAAUUCCUAAAUCACGCAGGGCUGUCCAAAGCUCAGCACAUUCGAAAAAUAGGGUUUAGAAAAAAGAAGUCGUCAAUAUAAUAUUGUGAAAAUAUUUCACAAUAUUGUGAAAAAAUAUUAUAUUAAAUAUAAAAUAUUAAAUUAUUAAAUAAAAUAUUUUAUUAUAUUAAAUAUAAAAUAAUAUUAUUAUUAUUAUCAUUAUUAAAAAUGUUAGCAUAAAAUUUGAAUAUUUUACGUUUUUAAGAUGCAAUAUUAUGGGAAACAAACAAAAAAACAAGUCAUCCAGUGAUCAUAAUAUCACAGGAAUAAAUUCAUAAUAUGCGAAUUACGUCACAACACUAAAAGCGAUGGCUUUCCUUUUCCUUGCCGCACUUCAAGACAUGAAGUCCAAAAAGUUAACAAAUACGGUGGCGUGAAAAAGUGUUUGCACUCUUCCCGAUGUCUUAUUUUUUUGUAACACGUUUUUCUAACACACAGAUCAUCAAAUUAAAAAUAUUAGUCAAUGAUUACGCAACCCAACACAAAAUGAC
Molecule: messenger RNA, 4518 nt
Organism: Doryrhamphus excisus (bluestripe pipefish)
Lineage: Eukaryota; Metazoa; Chordata; Actinopteri; Syngnathiformes; Syngnathidae
Source: RefSeq, a predicted model, not a curated record